GCUACUAUUACCUGAAAUCAGGUGCCAUACAUGUCAGCAACGUAAUUUUUGUUCGAUACACUCCUUUGUGAGCUUUGAUGCCCGGUUGAAGGUAAUUUGCUUUAUUGGACGAGGGAUUCAUAUCAGCAUCAGAGGGAGUAAGAUCACUGGCAAGCCAUCCACAAAGCAAAAUUAUAAUACUUAAAUGCAUCUUCCUUCUUUGAAACGAAGAAAGCUCAAUUCUAUUAUCACCGAAUGCAAAUGCAUUAGCUUUGCAGCUAUAUCCGAGGAAUGAGAAGGGCCUUCUCCGUAUCCACCAUACAAAAUUUCUCUCCGAAACCAAACCAAAUCUCUUACCCGUACCUCUCCCUCAUUGAGAAAUGCAACAAUUUGAAAGAUUCGAACAAGAUUCACGCCCACAUUAUCACCCUCGGCCUCGCCAAUUUCACCUACAUCACCAGCCGCAUCCUCUCUUUCUAUGUUGCCCGCAACGUUAUGCAUUAUGCAGUCCGGCUGUUCGAUCAAAUCCCAACACCUACGAUCUUCAAUUGGAACGCCAUGAUGAUCGGCUUCUCGAAAAGCCCAAGACCCGAAAAGAGUCUCUUCGUUUACAGUCGAAUGAGAUGUCGAGGUGUUUCUCCUGAUAUGCACACGUUCCCCUGUUUGAUCAAGGCCUGUAGUGAUCGAGCAUCAAUGUCACAGGUUCAUGGGCAGGCCAUUAAGUUCAGUUUUGACGGUGAUGUGUUUGUGACAAGUUCAUUGAUCAGUGGGUAUUGUAGAUUGAGUGAGGUUGAGCUUGCUUAUAACGUGUUCGAUAAAAGUCCUAACAGAAAUGUUGUGUGUUGGACUAGCUUAAUAAGUGGAUAUUCGAGUUGCGGACUAGUGGAAAAGGCACGGGAGAUCUUUGAUAGAGCACCUGAGAGGAAUGAUGUUUCUUGGAGCGCGAUGAUUUCAGGGUACGUUCAGAACGAAAGGCAUUUAGAGGCAAUUGAAUUGUUUCGUGAGUUGAGGGAUCGAGUACGUGUGAAGUUGAAUAGGGCUCUUCUUGUGAGUGUUUUGACUGCUUCUGGUGCAUUGGGCGCUUCGGAUGAAGGCAAAUGGAUUCAUGCUUAUAUUGAUGAGAAAGGGUUUGAGUAUGGACCCGAGCUCGGUACUGCAUUGGUUGAUUUCUAUGCAAAGUGUGGCCUGAUAGAAUGUUCGAGAGAAGUGUUUGAUAAAAUGCCUAGGAAAGACGUGACGGCUUGGAGCGCGAUGAUCAUGGGUGAAGCUUUAAAUGGACAUUGCCAAUCUGCACUUAAAAUUUUCUGUGAAAUGUUGGAGAAUAAGAUUAUGCCAAAUGCUAUAACAUUUAUUGGUGUCCUAACUGCCUGCAACCAUGGAGGUUUAGUUGACGAAGGACGUUUGUAUUUUGACAGUAUGAGCAAAUCCUAUAGUAUAAAUCCUUCAAUUGAGCACUAUGGGUGCAUUGUCGAUCUCCUAAGCCGUGCAGGGUGUACAGCUGAAGCAGAUAUGUUGAUACAAAAAAUGCCGAUGGAGCCUGAUGCGGCCAUCUGGGGCUCUUUGCUUAAUGGGUGCAUGAUGCAUGGGCACGUUGAGCUUGGUGAGAGAGCUGGGAGGCGAGUGAUUGAGCUUGAGCCAGGGCGUUGUGGAAGAUAUGUUUCGUUGGCGAAUGUUUAUGCGAUGGUGGGGAGGUGGGAGGGGGUUAUGGAGGUGAGGAGGGCGAUGAGGGAGAGGGGAGUGAAGAUUACUCCUGGUUGGAGCUUGAUUGAGGUUGAUGGGGUUGGACACAGGUUUUUGGUUGAUGAUAAGGUUCAUCCUCAGUUGGGGGAGAUAAGCAAGAUGUUGGAGUUGGUGUCAUCUUGCUUGGAGAGGAUGAAGGAUGAAAGUCUGUAGUUCUCAUACUGCAACGUGGUAUUUAGUUCCAUAAGAUUUUGAGGGUAACCUCGUGCUUGAUUGUUAACUUAUUAUGAAGUCCUGCAGGAAUUUUGCCUGGAGGUCUUCCUUGUCUUUUUCA
This is a messenger RNA of Asparagus officinalis (garden asparagus), 1993 nucleotides long. Its product is annotated as pentatricopeptide repeat-containing protein At5g66520-like. The record is from RefSeq and is a predicted model, not a curated record. The transcript has a single exon. NCBI's taxonomy places the organism in Eukaryota, Viridiplantae, Streptophyta, Magnoliopsida, Asparagales, Asparagaceae. The coding region runs from base 271 to 1872 and encodes 533 amino acids. Gene Ontology annotation, molecular function: RNA binding; protein binding. Gene Ontology annotation, biological process: RNA modification.